CGCCAAGUAGUAUCAAUCCGUGGUUGUUUACGAUGCCAACCAAGCACACGAUGUGGCUCAUGCAAGUAGCGGCAUCGCUGCCUGUACCCGAGAAGCAUGCGUUGAAAGGUAUCCUUCCUCAUGGACGACACAACGCAUGUCGACACGGCGUGAUAUCACGUGGCAGAGAUGGUCCUUCGUGGGAACCGUCGGUUAAGGUCGAUCACGAAUGUCGAGGACGUGCACCGCGUCGUGACGAUUGCCGCAGUAAGCAAUGCGUUCAGGGCAUGGUACACCCUGUUCGACUCGCUCGCGAUUUCCACCGACACGGCGCGGUAUCUGCAUCAAAAUGAACAUGGCCUUCACAACGACGACGACGACGACUGGGCCGCGUCGUCAUCCGCUUCGUUCACGUACGGAGAAGUGGAUUUCUUUGGCUUGGCGUCGCUUCUUGCUGCCGUGCGACCUCGUCCUGGCCAGACGUUUUGCGACCUCGGACACGGCACUGGUCGCGCCGUCUUUGCCGCGGCGUUGCUGUAUCCCGAGCUCCGAGUCUUGGGGAUUGAGUUGGUGCCAUCGCUAUUCCAAGCUUCCCGUCGUGCGUUCAGAGCCUUUCCAUGUCACCACCACGAGCACAGCAUUCAACUCGUGCACGGCGACAUAUUGCAUGUGGAUUGGUGGAGUGGCUGUGACUUCGUGUGGGUGAAUGCGACGGCGUUCUCGGCGACGUUGUGGAACCACGUGCAAACGUUGGCGUUGCGAUUGCAGCCAGGCGCUAUUUUCGUGUGCCUCACCCAAGUACACGCACACCUUGUCCACGUGUUGGCUUGUUAUUGGGGGCUUUGUGGGGGUGAUAUAUCGAAACAUGGUCUUGCUGUUAUUUCAUCGUAUUUCAUACUAUUAAUAGUAUAUUAUUGCACCAUGGGCUUGGAAUUGGUUGGGGAAUUAAUAUUAUUAUUCUUACUGUUUUGUGUUGAUUUGGGAGAACGUCAUGUGUUUUCUUUUUAUAUUUUGAUGUUUAAUAUACAGGUCUUGUAGACGAUGACGGACACGGCGGCGUUCGACACGGUGUUAGCGCAGUGGCCCGUGGCGACCAGUUGGGGCUCUGAACUCGCCCAUGCGUAUCGCCGUAAAUAGGGGCCAUUCUCUUAAGUACUAGCUAGUCCUAUUAUUAUGCACGUCAAACUGUUUUUUAUAAAUAAAAACCUGUAAAUAGAAAUUAAAAUAAUAAAGUUAGGCCGAGUCUGGAUGCC
Aphanomyces astaci is the source of this 1232-nucleotide messenger RNA. RefSeq lists its product as hypothetical. Gene Ontology annotation, molecular function: histone H3K79 methyltransferase activity. The transcript has 5 exons. The record is from RefSeq and is a predicted model, not a curated record. Gene Ontology annotation, biological process: regulation of cell cycle. NCBI's taxonomy places the organism in Eukaryota, Oomycota, Saprolegniomycetes, Saprolegniales, Verrucalvaceae. Bases 169 to 1017 code for a protein of 282 amino acids.